AAAAAGAUCCAAACUUUUUAUUUGUUUCCUCUUCUUCUUUCUCUCUCUUUCUCUAUCUUCUCCGUUCUCUUCUCAAUCUAUCUCCCAAUCUACCCACAUUCAUUCCUUGCUUCCUCUUCUUCUCUAAUCACGAGAUCCCCAUCGCUUGCUUUAUCUCUUCUUCUUCUUCUUGUUCUUCAUGUUUGGGUUUUUAUCUUCUUCAAAGGUGUCAGCUUUGGUGCUCUUUUGCUUUGCCCAUGGCUUUCUCUUCUAGCAUACGCCGUUGAUCUAGCACGGAGCUUCAAUAGGAGCUCGUUUUGAAGAGAUCUGAAGAGGAUUUGGUCAUAAAGUCGUCACCUUGGCUUUGAUGUCGCACUCUCAGAAGCUAGGCGCGCUCUCCGACCGGUUCCAUGCGGAUCUUUGUUUGGAUGGGCAUGGUGACAAGCCGGAUUCCAAGGAGUUUGUUGAUCUCGGCUCGCCGGUGUCCCCUCUCCGCAAUCCCCAUGCGGCGCCCACGAAUACUAGUAGUAGCUCCAGUUCGUCCGGCUCCAGCUCCGUUUCCGGCAAAGCGCAGCGCAAUGCGGCCGUCAGGAAAGUCUCUGAAGGUGGCGCCGCAGGUGGGCGGAGUCACUCCGGAGAGCUCUCUGCAUCGGGCGAGAGCAGCCCCACUGGGUUCCCCUCUCGCCCUGGUCACCGUCGGUCAGGGUCGGGGCCUCUGAUUUACACUAGCAGCGGGAGCACUGCGAGCUCGCCGAUGACGAAUGUGCUUCCCGCUGGGAACAUCUGCCCGUCGGGCAAGAUCGGGAAACCAGGGAUGAUGAGCCGGACUCCGGCUAGAAACGAUGUGCUUGGCUCUGGCACUGGGAAUUACGGCCAUGGGAGCAUAAUGCGCGGCGGCGCGCCGAAGGCUGACUCCCCGACGGCGAGUGGGAAGCCAUUGUCGAGCUUGAACCACCCUGAGGCGUUGACGAAAGCCGGCAAUGAGCACUACAAGAAGGGAGAGUUCCUUGACGCGCUCAAGCUCUACAACCGCGCAGUGACGAUGUGCCCGGACAACGCGGCAUGCCGCUAUAACAAGGCGACGGCGCUCACAGGGCUCGGCAGGCUCUCCGAGGCCGUGAAGGAGUUCGAGGAGGCUGUGCGGCUCGACCACGGCCACGGCCGCGCUCACCUUCGUCUUGCCUCUUUGCAUUUGAGAUUAGGACAGGUUGAGAGUGCGAGGAGGCAUCUCUUUGCGUCAUCGGCGCAGCAACCGGACUCUGUUGAGCUUCAGAAGCUGCGGGAAGUGGAGAGGCAUUUGAGAAGAUGCGAGGAGUCGAGGAAGUCUAGUGAUUGGAAGGGUGCAUUGAGGGAAUGCGAUGCUGCCAUUGCAGCUGGUGCCGAUUCUUCUCCUCUGCUCAAUGCAAUGAAAGCGGAAGCAUUUCUGCGUCUUCAUCACCUUAAAGAAGCUGAAUCAGCAAUCUGUAGUGCAUCCAAAUAUGUGCCUUUUUCAUCGAAUCUGCAGACCAAGUUCGUUGGUAUGCUCAAUGAUGCAUAUAUCUACAUUGUGUGGUCUCAUGUUGAAAUGGCAUUGGGAAGGUUUGAGAGUGCAGUUACUAUGGCUGAGAAAGCCAAGCACAUUGAUCCUAGAAAUGUAGAAGUAACAGUGAUACUUAGCAAUGUUAGAUCAGUAGCAAAAGCCCGGCUUGAGGGGAAUGAUUUCUUUAAAGCCAGUAAUUUUGCAGAAGCCUGUAUAGCUUAUGGUGAAGGACUCAAGUAUGAUCCUUCGAACUCUGUACUUCACUGCAAUAGAGCAGCUUGUAGGUCUAAGCUGGGGCAGUGGGAGAAAUCUAUCGAGGAUUGUAAUGAGGCCCUCAAAAUCCAACCAAACUACACCAAGGCACUUCUUAGACGAGCCACUUCUUACAGCAAGCUUGAACGCUGGGUGGAGGCAGUACGAGACUAUGAAGUGCUUAGGAAGGAACUACCUGGUGACAAUGAAGUGGCUGAGGCGUUAUUCCAUGCUCAAGUCGCACUGAAAAGGUCCCGCGGUGAAGAGGUCUCAAAUAUGAAGUUCGGUGGUGAAGUUGAAGAAAUUAAUGGUAUUGAGCAGUUUCGAGCUGCGAUAGCUUUACCCGGAGUUUCUGUUGUCCAUUUUGUAGCGGUGUCAAACACACAAUGUACCAAGUUAGCUCCUUUUGUAGAUCUUCUUUGUAGUAGAUACCCAUCUGUGAGUUUUCUCAAGGUCGAUAUCAAUGAAAUCCCGGCCGUUGCCAAAGCAGAGAAUGUGAUGAUAGUUCCAACAUUCAAAAUCUACAAGAAUGGAACAAAAGUGAAGGAGAUGAUCUGCCCGAGCCAGCAGGUGCUGGAAUGCUCAGUGAGGCACUAUGGCCUUUAGUAUCAAAAACAGGAAUUAGUUAUACUGAUUUUUCAUAGCAUCUCGGACAUUCAAUUCAUAUGAACUUCAGCUCCCAAGUGAACCUCCUAGAUAGCAACUUAUCAAGCGGAAUCAUGGACAAGAGAUAGAUAGGAGCUCAGUUUUUGCAUUUCGUUUCCCCUUGUCUAGUCCAUUCUCCCCCCUUAUUUAGCAUCUUACCCAUCUCAUUUAUUCUUUCCAUUUUCAGCACUUGAUUCACCUUUCGACCUUCUCCAAAUUAGCCUAGGCUAGCUUCAAUUCUCUGCAUAUUCUUCUUGAGAUAGCUUGUUUGAGAGAGAUUGAAUGAGAGCUGAAGGUUAAUAGAAACAUUACAUGUAUAUAGACCAUACACCAAGCAUUUGAGGCCAUUUUGGUUUGGAUGUGCUGCUGCUGCUGCUGCUGCUGCUGCUGCUUGUCCUAGAGAUAGAAGAGAGAGAGAGAGAGAGAAAGAGAGGUCAUUGUUGUUUUUUUUUUUGUUUUUUUGCUGGAGAUGCUGCUGCUGAUAAAUGCUACAAUUUCUAUGAAUAAAAAAGCUUAAAAAUUCUUUAUCAUG
Dioscorea cayenensis subsp. rotundata (Guinea yam) is the source of this 2927-nucleotide messenger RNA. RefSeq names its product TPR repeat-containing thioredoxin TTL1-like. The coding region runs from base 347 to 2356 and encodes 669 amino acids. Gene Ontology annotation, cellular component: cytoplasm. The record is from RefSeq and is a predicted model, not a curated record. Gene Ontology annotation, molecular function: protein binding. NCBI's taxonomy places the organism in Eukaryota, Viridiplantae, Streptophyta, Magnoliopsida, Dioscoreales, Dioscoreaceae. The transcript is spliced from 7 exons.